Pelobates fuscus (common spadefoot toad) is the source of this 4628-nucleotide messenger RNA. RefSeq lists its product as uncharacterized. The record is from RefSeq and is a predicted model, not a curated record. NCBI's taxonomy places the organism in Eukaryota, Metazoa, Chordata, Amphibia, Anura, Pelobatidae. The transcript has 5 exons. Bases 80 to 4474 code for a protein of 1464 amino acids. Gene Ontology annotation, biological process: regulation of DNA-templated transcription.
GUGUCAUUUCCCGGUAUCCGUCACAGCGCUUCCUGUCCGUCACCAUCCGGGACCGCGGAGCUGACACUCUAAUCAAGCCAUGUACCCGGUCAGCAGCUCCCAGACAGCGCAGGCACUUGUCACCUUCGAUGAUGUCGCGGUGUAUUUCACGAAGGAAGAAUGGGGUUAUCUGGAUGGGACACAGAAAUCGCUUUACAAAGACGUGAUGAAGGAGAAUUAUCAGUUGAUCUUGUCUCUCAGCCGUCCGGACAUUAUAUCUAGUAUUGAACUGGGACAUGAGCCUUAUAUCAGUAGCCCCGGUGAUGAUCUGGAGUGUGACUGGCAGGGUGCACAGUACAAUAACCAGCAGGAAGUAGAGAUCACAUGCGUGCCAGGAGACCUACUUCAUCAAACCACCGUGGAAGAUAUCCCCAACAGAACAAAGCAGAGACAAAGCCGAUAUCCAAGAGUAAACCCAUUACGGUGGUUAAAGAGAGAGAAGAAAACGAAAAGUAUGAGGAGACGAUCGCGGAGAGAUCUAAGCAGGUCCAGGGUAAACCGAUCUGACAUGGCCUUUAAUACCGAGGAUGGAAAGGAGGUAUCUCAAGUUUCUGGUGCUGAUUUUACUGACGAACAAACCUUAGACCAUGAGACCACCAGCAAUGUUCCUGAGAAGCCAUCACAGUCCUCUGAUCAGACUGAGCAAUCAAGCACACUGACUCCCAGUCUAAACAUUUGUCCAUCUGAGGAGACUGUGCCUCAGACAGGCUUGGCCCAAGAUGACCUGGGUGAAAUGCAGGAUAUGCGUUAUAAAGACAAGGAAACUGUCCAGACCACAAACCUCAACGUGUUAUCCACUCAGAAAGAAGGUGCUGAUACGUCCGGUCUCCCUAGAGAGACUGGGAAACAAGUGGAAGAUACACGAGUUGCCCAGAAUAAGGAUUCAGUCCCACAAUUGCAAGCUAACCAUGACUUUAAAUCACAUUGGGAGGAAGACCCAUUGAAAAUUGCAAAGGAUAGCCUUACACAACACAAGGAGGCUAAAACAAACUGCCCACUUUUUAAUCCAGAAGGGAAAACCCCUCUGGGUGAAACUGCACAGGACCUGGACAUCUCUCUGCCUCGAAAGCAAAGUAAGGAAAAGGGAAUCAGAUCUGCCACUAUUAAAAAGGACAAGCGACUGCGUGGGGAGAGACAUGUUCGCUUUAAUGAGGUUGUCACCAUGUUUAUUAUUGAACCACGCAGAGAUAAAAGACGGUCUAUGGAGGAUGAAAUGGGACUUGUUCUCCGAAGCAGAAGUCUGCAGCAACAUUCCUCAAAUACAGAACCCAGAAAAACGAGAGUCAUGCAAAGCCCAGCUCAGGAAGAUAUGUUUACACGGUCUCAAAGAUCAAGUCUCUCUCAGGUUCUCACUGACAAUACCCCAUACCUGAGGAAGAGGAAUGCAGGUAUCCAUACUGAAACCCAGGAAAGUCACAGUCUACAGAAAAGAACCAAGAUCUCUGUGAGUCUUGUUAAAGCAAAUGAAACGUACAAGCAGAAGUCAAGUGAGCAAUCCAGACAUGAAUUUUGUCCAUUUAAACAUAAGGAAGAGCACAACAAACCUAUAACACAGCCUCUGUCGCUGGAGCAGGUUUGUAAUGUAACCGAGCUGGUAUCAAGAACAGCAGAAACUGAAUGUGCUUCUCCGACAAGCAUGGCAGUGACUCCUCCUACAGAGGAAGUAAGCGUUCUGUUCAGUGAGUGUGCUAGCAAGACUGGAGCUGAGCAAGCAUGCGGGGUUAGCAAGACAAUGGCUAAUCACACAAAAAGAGCUAGCAAGAGGGACCGUGAUCAUGCAGUCCGGGAUUACAAGGCAGAUAGUGAGCUUGCAAACAGGAGAGAGGAAGCAAACCAAGCUAGCAAGGGGGCGACUGAGCGCACGGCCGGCGCUAGCAAAGGGGCGACUGAGCGCACGGCCGGGGCUAGCAAGGGGGCGACUGAGCGCACGGCCGGCGCUAGCAAGGGGGAGAACAGGGUUAUCAGGCCAGGGACUAAGCAUGCCAAGAAGAAUAGCAAGGGGGAGACUGAGUCUGCUAAAGCGUAUACCAAGACAGAAACAAAGCACACAAAAGGGGCUAACAAAGGGGUGAUUGAGUCUGCAAAUAAUACUAGCAUAGUGGGCACUGAGAAUGCAAAUAUUGACGAUGAACUUGAAACAUGGGUGAGUAAGGCACCAGCUGAGCGCACCCUGAGCCCUGGCAAGGCACCAGCUGAGCGCACCCUGAGCCCUGGCAAGGCACCAGCUGAGCGCACCCCCAGCCCUGGCAAGGCGCAGACUAAGCGCACCCCCAGCCCUGGCAAGGCGCAGACUGAGCGCACCCCCAUCCCUGGCAAGGCGCAGACUGAGCGCACCCCCAGCCCUGGCAAGGCGCUGACUGAGCGCACCCCCAGCCCUGGCAAGGCGCUGACUGAGCGCACCCCCAGCCCUGGCAAGGCGCUGACUGAGCGCACCCCCAGCCCUGGCAAGGCGCUGACUGAGCGCACCCCCAGCCCUGGCAAGGCGCUGACUGAGCGCACCCCCAGCCCUGGCAAGGCGCUGACUGAGCGCACCCCCAGCCCUGGCAAGGCGCUGACUGAGCGCACCCCCAGCCCUGGCAAGGCGCUGACUGAGCGCACCCCCAGCCCUGGCAAGGCGCUGACUGAGCGCACCCCCAGCCCUGCUAUCUGGACUAGCAACAAGGUGCCUGUCUCUCCAACUAUGACUAGCAAGACCGAGGCUAUAGAGACUGAGACUACCAAGCAGGCUAGUAGGGCUACUACUAGUGGAAUCCUCCAAAAACACAAAAAUGGGAAACUUCCUUCCAUGGAUAAUUUUAGUAGGAAAAUCAAUACCAAGCCAUUUCCUAGCUCACCUAAAAUCAACACCAGGCACUUAAACAAAGAGGAUCCCAGUCCAGCCAAAUCUGUGGUUAAACAAAACUCUAACCGCUGUUUCAGUGCUAAGAAUAAGAAGAAAUCAUCAAAUAACAACAUGACAUAUAAUGAUGUGAGGGGGCAGUCAGGUGCUUCCAGCACAGUCAAACUGCAAACCAAAACACAGGAAGUUGGUUUCCAUCAUUUUAUUGAGAAGGAAACCCCGGCCCUGACCAGCCAUGAGAGAAAGAAAUGGUUUUCAAGCAGCAAAUGUGGAAAACUGACCUUCUGUGCAAAGCCUAAAAGCCCCCCCAGAUUGACGGUGGAGAGUGAAGCCUGGAGCAAAUCGAAAGAAGGAUUUGAUUGUUUAGACAGUUGUGCAUUGAAACCAGAACAUCAAGGCUGCAGCACAAACCGUAAUCCUGAGAAAGCCAAAGCUCCUGAUUCUACAGGUGUCAAAGCCAGUCCUCAGAAUAUCCCCAUUGGAAGUAAAGAUCAGACUAAUGUCCGCAUCAGUGGUGGAGAACAUCAUAUUGUGGAUACCAGUCCAGUUACAACUGUUGAAAAACAUGCAAACCAAUCAGAGUCACAAAAUCUCCACAUCACGGAUAAAGCAGCCAUGUGCAUUGACUGUUUGGGAUGUUCCAAGAAUGAGACGGGUGACCAGAAAAAUCCAGACCCACAAGUUCAUAAUAAUAAACUGUCCAGUGACAGCCCAGCAGCACCAAAAAAUAAAAUGAAAAACUCAAGAAGUCUCCCUAGCAGUGUUGCUGACCCACUCAUAGCAGCAACGCCGCAGGAAGUUAAGACCAGCAUAAGGAAAGCUAAAAAACGCAUUGUGGAAUUUAAUAACGAGGAGACAGGUGACACAAGUCCAUGUAAGACAAAUCAAAGGUUUGAUCAAAAAAAGAAAGUAGAAGUUGUCAAACACGGGCCAGAUUCACCUACUGAGCAUUCUGGAGAUAAUUCUUGUGUGUGCAUCAAAUGUGGAAAAUGCUUAGAUAAAAAUAACAAAAAAAAUACUAUCACACCAGAAACCAAAGGUGUUUUACGUGUAAAAAAGCGUAGGAAAGGCUUUUUAGUUAAAGAACCCUACAAAUGCAAAGAGUGUGGAAAAAUCUUUACCCGUCAUUUCACCCUUCUUCAGCACCAAAGCAUUCACACGGGUGAGAAACCCUUCUCUUGUCAAGAGUGUGGGAAAAAAUUCAGAGACAAUAACAGUCUUAAAAGUCACAUGCGAUCACACACAAAAGAAAAACCCUAUGCGUGUUUAGAAUGUGGGAAGAGAUUUAGCCAGCCAUCAUCUGUUGUUGUCCAUCAGAGAACACAUACUGACGAGAGACCCUACCAAUGCGAUGAUUGUGGCAAAAGCUUCAGUGAUCGAUCCACAUACAGACACCACUUGAGAAUCCACACUGGGGAGAAACCUUUCUCCUGCUCGUACUGUGGGAAGAAGUUUACUCAACUCGCACACGUUCAGAGACACGAAAAAAUUCACACUGGAGAACGACCUUUUGGGUGUACAGUGUGUGGCAAGAGGUUCAUUGAUCGGUCGAAGCUCAUCAAACAUGAACUAAUACACAAAAGAGGCAAUGACUGAAUUAAAGUUUAUAGACAUUGAUGAAUAGAAUAUGCAGUGGAGCUGAUCUGCAUUCAACAUACAGAACAUUGUAGAAGUCGUAUAAAAAUAGAUGUGAUUUUGGCUCAGGGCACCACUUGCUAAGUGAGACACCAAGCACCUUUUACUCCAAGAA